CUCCUAAGCAAGUCCCACUAAAGGCAGGUCAUCCCUGCCAGCUCCCGUGGGUGUGGUUCCAGGUGGCCUGUGACCGCUUUGUCCUGGUCACCAGAAACAGGUUGUUUCCGGCUCUGAGCCGAGCGAGCUCUUGGAAGGCUGUCCCGCUGGCCUCUCGACAUGGCUCUCAAAGAGGGACCUAGACUGUCUGGGAGGACACACAGGACACUGGUGACACUGGCUGCCUCUGCGCAGAGAAAAGACCCUGCCCUGCACAUAUCCGUGUGUCUGCACCAGGGCCUGGAAGAGAAUCUUCUGGAGGCUGAUCCUACUUGCAGUUGGCUUCUCAGGGCUGCUCCUGUACGGGUUCCCUUCAGUCAGGUAUCUGGAAACCUUCAUCCCCAUGGGCACCUGCCCUCUGUCCAGAAUGUCCCUGCUGAGGGACAACUUCUCGGGUCUCCUGCGUCUCUGGGCCCGACCGGAAGUCCUGACCUGUACCUCCUGGGGGGCCCCCAUUAUUUGGGAUGGCACUUUCGAUCCAGAUGUGGCCCAGCAACAGGCUAUACAGCAGAACCUCACCAUUGGGCUGACUGUCUUUGCCGUAGGCAGGUACCUGGACAAGUACCUGGCGCGCUUCCUGGAGACGGCAGAGCGGCACUUCAUGGUGGGCCAGCGUGUGGUCUACUACGUGUUCACUGAGCGCCCGGCCGCCGUGCCCCGCCUGCCGCUGGGCCCAGGCCGCCGGCUGCGCGUGGAGCGUGUGUCCCGCGAGCGGCGCUGGCAGGACGUGUCGAUGGAGCGCAUGCGCACGCUGCACGCGGCGCUGGGCGGCCGGCUGGGCCGCGAGGCGGACUUCGUGUUCUGCAUGGACGUGGACCAGCACUUCAGCGGCGCCUUCGGGCCCGAGGCGCUGGCCGACUCGGUGGCGCAGCUGCACGCCUGGCACUACCGCUGGCCGCGGCCAAUACUGCCCUACGAGCGCGACGCGCGCUCGGCCGCAGCACUGGCGUCGGGCGAGGGCGACUUCUACUACCACGGCGCCCUGUUUGGGGGCACAGUGGAGGCGGUGCGCGGGAUGACGGCGCACUGCGCGCGCGCCCAGGAGCAGGACCGCAUGCGCGGCCUGGAGGCGCGCUGGCACGACGAGAGCCACCUCAACAAGUACUUCUGGCUGCACAAGCCCGCCAAGGUGCUCUCGCCUGAGUUCUGCUGGAGCCUGGAAAUAGGCCGGCGGGCCGAGAUCCACCACCCGCGCCUGCUCUGGGCGCCCAAGGAAUAUGCUCUGGUGCGCGACUAGGAACCAGGGCCAAGCCUCGCCCCGCCUGCAGGAUGGACACUUUGGGCCCUGGGAGGAUGUGGAGUGGCCAGAGCAGCAAGGAUAGACCCUGAAGCCAUCAGGGAUCCUUCUGGAAGCAGUAUGGCACUCUGGAGGACAAGGAGAGACGGGACAGAAACAGCUCUGCCACCUCCUGCAUGUGGAAGGAGGCCGCCCUGGCCUUUGAGAGUUUUGUGUUGGUCCCAGCCUCUGAGCAAGGUAGUGGUUGGACCUGCGCAUGUGGUUCUUUCGUGAUUGCAAGAUGCCCUUCGGCAAAAACCCAUCAGGACACUAAAGAGAAUAAAGGUUCAUUAUUUACAGGACCCAGAAAUUACACAGCACACCUGGGGCCACACGGCAAGGUCUAAGGGGAGAGGGUGAGCCCGGGGUUCCGCUUUUAUCGGGAUCCAAGCCAGGCUUCUAGGGUUUCGUGGACUCUUUUGGUGAAUUCAAAAUAUGAGAGCAGAAAUGUAAAGCUCAGGAAGAGAAAAAAACCAGGUGGCCAGAGGUGUCUAGUUACUGUAAUCAACCGAGAUCUCUCAAACAAAGGAUCCUCAAGUGGGGGGUGGGGGGUGGCCUGGUUCUCUGUAGUCGGGAGGCUGGCAGUGUAUUUAUUGGAGAUAACUCUCUUUGAAGUGACUUCGUUGGCAGUCAAAGCUUAAAUCAGGCACUACAAAAAAGGAAAAGAAAAAAAAAUAGGCAGGGAGCUUCUCACUUGGAAGAUCUCCUUUUCCUCAUUUUCAACCGGGACUGGGGCAUACAGACCAUUCACCUCUGACCUUCCUGACUUCAAGGGAUGCCUCCUAAGGAGACGUUUUAGCAACUACACCCUCCCCCUUGUCAGGAGGAGACUGAGGCACAGAAGGGAACGUAACUGCCUGAAGCCACAGAAUCUACAGGAGCUUGUGAGGUUAGCCCAUCAGACCAAAUAAAACUGCCUGGGGGCACGAGCCACAGAGGGAGAAACACGGGUGGCUUUGACUGUCACCUCCCCCACGCUCAAGCAUCGCUUGCACAUAUUUAAGUAAUACUAUUGCAAAUGAAAAGGGGCUGUGCAAUAAGCAGCGGGCACAUGGCAGGCCUGACAAGCUCAGCAGCCACAUACAUGCCUGACCGGGCGGUCCCUGGUGGGCAGUCACAGCCCAGGCCUAAGGCUUCUUCAGCAAAGUCAGUCUUUACCUCCAGUGAGCCCUGUCCACUGCUCUUAGGUAUCUAGGGCAAUGUACCUUCGAGCUGUCAGAGCGCUUUUCGUUUCUGUUCCCCUCAAAGGCACAGCCGCGGGCACCGAGCACAGAACGCCACCAGAAGCCCCCUGUGUCAUCUUGUUCCGUGCACACCAUCUCCCUGUGCUGUCCACGCUCAGUACUAACUCUCCUGCGCCCACCGAUGUACAGUUCUGUGUUUCCCCACUUUGCUUGUUAUCCAGUCCCAGAGAUGUCCUCACCUUGCGUUCUCCCACCUCCCUAAUCUCCCACCAAUGGAUUGCAUGCACCCUCCUUCCAUUUUUCCCCCUUGGAUUCUAAAUGCAUAAAAGGAACCGAAAAACUGCCUUUCUUCAGAGUAUUUUCUCAAUCUUCUGAGAUUCUGCUUUCAGGCAUGUCUUUAAAAUUGGGCUCAGAUAUACCUUUAUAAGACUUUUCUAUAGGCCGGGAGUUCCUUCUGUUGGUAUUAUAAUAAAAUAAUUAU
Molecule: messenger RNA, 2980 nt
Organism: Artibeus jamaicensis (Jamaican fruit-eating bat)
Lineage: Eukaryota; Metazoa; Chordata; Mammalia; Chiroptera; Phyllostomidae
Gene: A3GALT2
Product: alpha 1,3-galactosyltransferase 2
Exons: 6
Coding region: 383-1276 (297 amino acids)
Biological process (GO): carbohydrate metabolic process
Cellular component (GO): membrane; Golgi apparatus; vesicle
Molecular function (GO): hexosyltransferase activity
Source: RefSeq, a predicted model, not a curated record